This is a messenger RNA of Opisthocomus hoazin, 1873 nucleotides long. Lineage: Eukaryota; Metazoa; Chordata; Aves; Opisthocomiformes; Opisthocomidae. The record is from RefSeq and is a predicted model, not a curated record.
AGUAAAGCUCAGUAACGAGAGAGUAUACUGUUCUCAAAUGGCAAAAUAUUUAUACUUUGUUUAAAUUGGUCUUGUAGUUCUAAGUUGAGUAAAGUGCUGGUUUUCAGCAAUAGCUGCAGUUACACUGUAACAAACAUACCUGAAAAGUUACUUUCUUAUGCUUGUAGAUGGAUGGUGAUAGCUCCACAACAGAUGCUUCUCAGUUAGGAAUUGCUGGAGAUUACAUUGGUGGCAGUCACUAUGUGAUACAGCCUCAUGAUGACACAGAGGACAGCAUGAAUGAUCAUGAAGAUACAAAUGGCUCAAAAGAGAGUUUUAGAGAACAAGAUAUAUAUCUUCCAAUUGCAAAUGUGGCGAGGAUAAUGAAAAAUGCCAUACCCCAAACAGGAAAGAUUGCUAAGGACGCAAAGGAAUGCGUGCAAGAGUGUGUAAGUGAAUUCAUCAGCUUUAUAACGUCAGAAGCAAGUGAGAGGUGUCACCAAGAGAAAAGAAAGACCAUCAAUGGAGAGGAUAUUCUCUUUGCCAUGUCUACCUUGGGGUUUGAUAGCUAUGUCGAACCUUUGAAGUUAUACCUCCAAAAAUUCAGAGAGGCAAUGAAAGGAGAAAAGGGAAUUGGGGGAACAGUUACAACUGGAGACGGUCUAAGUGAGGAGCUCACAGAGGAAGCAUUUAGUAAGUUUCUUGGGGUGUUGAAGCUGGAGAUUGCUUCUUCAGUGGUCAGGGUGGCGAACUCCGCUCUGUUUGCCAGCGUACAGCUGGGUAUGUUCCGCUUCAGAUAUGUACAGGGGAAGAACAAGACAGACGGCCAACAGCAGAACGUUAUGGUCUAUACAACAUCAUACCAACAGAUCUCUGGUGUUCAACAAAUUCAGUUCUCAUGAUUUGAAGAUGACUUUGGAUCUGGGAACACGAGACGGAAAAGCUGUGCAACUCUAACGAAGAGGCAGUUUUAAUGACUGGUGAAGAGAUUUAUCUCUUUGUAUAUUAAAUAGCUGUAAUGUAGCUACCUGAAGCUUGACUAACUGAGGUGUGAGUUCUGACUCAAAUCUUUUUCAUGAUGAUUUUAAAAAAAGAAAAAAAAUUGGAUUUUAAAGGUAUUAAAGUAUUUUUGUUUUGUACAAGAGUUUGUUGCUCUGUAUAACUCCUGUAUGCAUUGUAUAUUGCAAUUUAUUACUGUCAGAGAUUUGUAGGCAUUUUCUUAUUUUCAUAUUGAAUCAUGUUACUUUUGUAAUUCAGGUAAACAGCUGGGUUAAUUCAUGUUUACCCUUUGAAUAAAAUUGUAAGGGUAAAGUUCAUUUUUGAAUGCAAGUUGCCUUUAUUAUAAAGAUUGAGUUGGUCUUGGUUAUGUAACUUGUCCUGCAUGACAACCUCAACUAACUUUACAUGUCAGCAUAUUUAUUGAAAUUUUGAAAGGGACUUUUUCCUCAUGAAACUAGCAGCUCAAAAGAAUUGCUACAACUGUGGUUUUUUAAUGUAACUUCAGAAUUAAAAGUGAAUCAAAAACAACCAAUGCUCUACUACAUUUAGAGACUUAAUCAGCAGUGUUGAUGAGAACACUGACUGUGUGCAACGCAGGUCUUCAUUUCGUUUUUUUACAGUUGCGUUAACUCUCCUUCGACUUACUUUGAUGUAUUUGAGGUAGUCUUUCUGCUACUGAAAUAACUCUUCCUUUUUAUGUGUGGUUUUUAGAAUGCAAAACUUGGAAAUUCAAGGAAGGGGGGUGGGGGGGUGGAAUUUAUAGUCCUUGUGGUAAGAGAUCACAUUUUAACUUUUUACUAAAAUGUUUUAAGGUUUCUUGUGAGACUCUGGGAACUCAGAUGUGUUAGCGACUCUGUGUCCAGGCUGCGUGUGUGCGUGCGUGUGCGAGUGACUG